GACGCUGUCAGCAGCAAAGAGCAGCUGAGCCCUGCACGCAGAUGACUGAGGGCACAGCAGGGAAAGGAGAGGACUCAAAUCAUCAAGAGGACCAGGAUGUGAGCAGAUAGGACGACAGGACAACACCCGAAACUGAGAAUUCUGAUCAGCUCUGGAGAUGAAAAGCUGCCCGCUGUGGGAUUUGAAGAUGUGGGCGUUGAUGGGGGUAGUCUGUCUGUGCCACUGUGUCUUUGGACAGCUGUUUGAGACCAAGCUGAAAGGAGCGCCACGUCUGCUCUGCAGUGUACCCGGGCCACCGGGCCUGCCUGGCAAACCUGGUCCCAGCGGGCCCACAGGCGCAGAUGGGAAUGUGGGUAUCCCAGGAAGAGAUGGCAGAGAUGGCAGGAAGGGUGAAAAGGGAGAAAAGGGAGACACAGGGUUGAAGGGCAGGGUUGGCCCAACAGGUAAGAUUGGAGACCGAGGUGAUCGUGGCCCGGCGGGGAAACGGGGCCCUACAGGAGAGAACGGAGAUGUGGGCCCACCUGGUCCUCCAGGCCGUGAAGGAGAGAAAGGGGAAAAGGGCAAACGGGGGCCGCGUGGCGCUGCGGGAAUCUGCAGAUGUGGCAGCCUGCUGCCUAAGUCUGCCUUCUCUGUGGGAAUCACCAGCAGCUACCCUACAGAGAACACCCCCAUCAAGUUCAAUAAGGUCCUCUUUAAUGAGGGCGGACACUACAACCCACAGACGGGCAAGUUUAUCUGUGCAUACCCAGGCAUUUAUUAUUUCUCAUAUGACAUUACACUGGCCAACAAACACCUGGCUAUUGGUCUGGUGCAGAAUGGCCAGUAUCGCAUCAAAACCUUUGAUGCCAACACAGGAAAUCAUGAUGUGGCGUCUGGGUCCACUGUGAUAUACCUGAACCCAGAAGAUGAGGUGUGGCUGGAAAUCUUCUACCAUGACCAGAAUGGUUUAUUUGCAGACCCUGGCUGGGCUGACAGCUUGUUCUCUGGCUUCCUUCUAUAUGCUGACACAAACUACUUUGAUGCACUGGCAGAGGACUAUGUAUAGAACCUGGAAAACACACAACUAAAACAAAAACAAAAACUGCUAGCACUGUUGUUUUGAUAGUUUUGUUACACAUAUGGUAUGGUCAAACUAUUUUUUUAUUCAAAUGUUUGUACUGCUGGUUAUUUUAUUACCAUAGAGACUUAUCUACUGAUUAUAUCAUUUGAUAAAGCUUGAACGAGUGUCUGAUUUAUUUGUUUCGGG
Molecule: messenger RNA, 1246 nt
Organism: Xiphias gladius (swordfish)
Lineage: Eukaryota; Metazoa; Chordata; Actinopteri; Istiophoriformes; Xiphiidae
Product: complement C1q tumor necrosis factor-related protein 7
Exons: 3
Coding region: 158-1045 (295 amino acids)
Molecular function (GO): protein binding
Source: RefSeq, a predicted model, not a curated record